Messenger RNA from Cylicocyclus nassatus, 1073 nucleotides. Lineage: Eukaryota; Metazoa; Nematoda; Chromadorea; Rhabditida; Strongylidae. The record is from the annotation of a GenBank genome assembly.
GGAAACAUCCGCGUUCCGUGCACUCACGCCCGCCACAGCAAGCGGGGCGGAGCCCGUGAGACGCUACCACCGGCGGGGGUGGGGGCCCGAUAGAGACUUCGAGUGAACCGCCAGCGGCAGCAUAGGUGUCUAUGCUGAGGAACCCUUCAAAAACCACCGUAAUCCACUCCUGCCAAUGUUGACCUCUGUCCUGGCUGCUCUAGCCGCGUUCAGCUCUGCAGCGAUCGCAGCGCCCCUCGACAGUACAUUCAUCGAACUACCCGAUGAAAUGAACAAUGGCACUCUCUACUCAAUCAGUGACUUUUCUCCGAAAGUCUUCGUCAAGACCGAUGAAUUUGAGCUGAACUUCAAGUCCUGUGUUCAAUUCACCUACAAGCUACUGAAGCCCAAAGUUCGACUACGCGCCUAUACCUGCCUUCUAUCAGAAGGAGGUUUCUGCACACUCGACAAGUUCGCCUAUCCCAAAAACCGGGAAGGAUGCGCAUAUCUGCGCCCUUGGCUCUACCCAUUCGACAGAUAUUCGUUUUACUUCGUGCUAGAACGUCGCCAACGCAAGUACGGUAUACUCAGGAAGCGAAUCCAACGAGUCUCCCGGAAGACUGGCCGGCUUUCCACGGCCACUUCUGGGGAACUGCAGCUCUUCGGGGUUGUACCGUGUGACCAAGUGUGUGGGAAGACCAAAAGCGAUAAUCGGACAGGUUGAGCAGUCUGAGGUAUAUUCUAUACAUUUUGACUAGUUCAUAUGAUUAGUGUUGAGAUUUACAUUUGCUUUCUUGAUUUUUGUGCCGAUGUGUUCCUCACUUGCCCUUCCCUUGCUCGCUUUAUUCUGUUUUGUUGAUUUUAGUGCCAUUCCUCGCUGUUCUUUUUUUUUCCUAAAAUUGCGCUGACCUGCCUUUAAUUCAUUUUGAUUUCAAGAUGAUCACUGUAAAUGUCGUUCACAUGAGACGGUUACAUGAAGUGCUUAGUGAUGAGAGCAGCUUCUCCCUCUCCUCUCGGAGUGUUUGCUUUUCAUUGGAAAUCGAGCGCUUCGCACCCGCAUAGAUCUCGCAAAUGACUAGCUAUGACCUCAGAUA